AUGUACUUACCUUGCAAGAGCGCGCACCCCGGUGCUCAAGCUCCGAAACCCGGACCGAGUGGAUCCCCCGCCAAGUGUCGAAGGCCACCUGCAUUUGGCUUCGUCACCCGAGCUUGCCCGGAGCAUACACUACUAGCUGUGUUCCCUUUACUUCGGAGGCUGAGAACAAGCAAGGCCAACCACAUGCAUGCGAACCGUCGGAAUCCUUCCAUAUUCCUUCCACAACUGUUCCAUGAUGACGGACCAUCCACUGCAUGGGCCCGGGCCAAUUUACCAAUGCCCAUGUCUGUGCUUUGA
This is a messenger RNA of Neurospora tetrasperma FGSC 2508, 297 nucleotides long. RefSeq lists its product as uncharacterized. The record is from RefSeq and is a predicted model, not a curated record. Bases 1 to 297 code for a protein of 98 amino acids. NCBI's taxonomy places the organism in Eukaryota, Fungi, Ascomycota, Sordariomycetes, Sordariales, Sordariaceae. The transcript is spliced from 4 exons.